Molecule: messenger RNA, 2814 nt
Organism: Misgurnus anguillicaudatus (oriental weatherfish)
Lineage: Eukaryota; Metazoa; Chordata; Actinopteri; Cypriniformes; Cobitidae
Gene: fam151a
Product: family with sequence similarity 151 member A
Source: RefSeq, a predicted model, not a curated record
CCAGGUGCAGAACAAUCUGACACUUACAGAACAAACAUUCAGGAGAUCUUGCAUUGAUAUUGCAAAGCAAUGGAUAAUAAAGAAGAAAAGAACAGCGACAAAGAGGAGAAUGAAGAGAGAGAUGGAAAGGAGCCAAAAGCAAUUCUGGGCAUCUUUACAAGAGAGCAGUUUAUAAUGUUGUGUGUUGGGUUUGGUCUGAUUGUACUUCUUCUGAUCAUUGCUAUACCCUUAAUCAUUCUGACCACAAACUCAGAUAGUUCAGUCCCCACUGAUCCUUUCCCAUCUAAUGGAGAUAUGCUCGAUUUUCUUCUGCAAACUGGAAAGAUUAGGGAGAAAGAUGGUCUGUAUGCAACCUGGUAUCACGCAGCCAACAAUAAAUCUGAGAUGACAAAAGCCCUAAACAGUGAUAUUAUGAUCCUGGAGGCUGAUGUAAAUGUACAAGGUCAUAACACAGCUAAUGAAACCAAUACUCCCAUUAUGGCUCAUCCACCAGACAUAUACAGUGAUAACACUGAAGAGUGGCUGGAUGCUGUACUCAAAUCAGAGAAAGGGAUAAAACUGGACUUUAAGAGCAUUAAUGCUGUGGAACCCUCACUGGAGCUGCUGAGAGUGAAAAACCAGACGGGAAUCAACCGGCCAGUGUGGAUAAAUGCAGAUAUUCUCCCUGGUCCUAACGUCCCUAACUUUUGGCCAGUGAUCAAUGCUUCUGAAUUUUUUGGGCUCAUUCAGACGAAAUUUCCUGAUGUCACCAUCUCUCCAGGAUGGGCGGUUCUUUACCUCUCCAUCUUUCCAAAUGUGUCGUACACUCGCAGCAUGGUAGAGCAGAUGUACUCUAUUGUAAGACACCUCCCCCAGAAGAUCACUUUUCCUGUUCAUGCAUUGAUGGCCAAGAAUGGGUGGCCACAUCUGAGCUGGCUACUCAACCAAUCUUCAAGGUUCAGCUUAACCCUAUGGCAAGGUAAGGAGAACCCGAGCGUGAACGAUCUUCUCUUCAUCAGAGACAACAGCAAUCCCCAGCAUAUCUACUAUGACAUCUAUGAGCCAGUGCUUUCGCAGUUUAAAGAAGCUGCUGAAAAGAGUAACAGAACCAGAAGAUUCUAUCCAGGUGGAGACAUAGUCGAUUAUUUUAAGCCUGUGAACAGUGAUGGUCUCAACAUUCAGUGGGAGACUGUGACUGACAAAUAUUCCCUGAUAUCUUUGCUCAGAGACAACAGUGGAGGAAUGCUUGUGAUUCCAGUUAUAUCUAGCACAGGCCAAACAAAUAUUCCUGUCAUUCGGGGAUCCCAUCCUGAGCUGCCUCUUCAGGACUGCCUGGAUCUUAUUCUUGCCUCCAAAAAGCCAUGGGGACUCUACUUAAGGAUAAAGUCCCAGAGUCAGCUUAACCCAUCACUGGAGCUCCUCCGACAAGCCUAUGACAAGGACAUUCUCCACCACCCCACCUGGAUCAACAUGGACGUAGUCCACGGAGUCUUCCAUAUCCAAGGCUACAUGACGGGAGAAGAGUUCUUGAGAUCUGUCAAUCAAAUCUACCCAUAUGCGACUCUGGCUCCAGGUUGGCCUAAAGAGGUUCUCGAUCGAGGUUACACACCAGGGCUUGUGGAUGACAUGGUGAAGCUCUUCCAGGGGACCUGGCAAGAUGUUUCAUUGCAGCUGCAGGCUGAAGCCAUAGACAGGUCUACGGCUGGACUUAAGAGUCUUGUGCAUGCCGAGUCACGAUUUUCACUUACUCUAGAGCAUCAGGCAGAUGAAAGACACCUUAAUACUGUGACCUUAAUGUCUAUAAGAGCAGGAAACAGGCAGCGAAUCUACUACAACAUGCCUAAAAAAUACAGAAAACAUAUAACAAGGCUGUCUAACUAAAGAUUUAUAAAAUAAACCAUAUCUGCUUUUAGUACAACAAUUACAAUAAUAUACCAUAGUAUUAACGUAGUUUUGUAAUUACAGUACUGUUUAAAGGGCACCUGUUUUGCCUAGGGUGUCAUGUUAAGUCUCAGGUGUGCCUGUGAAGUUUCAGCUCAAAAUACCCCACAGAUCAUUUGUUAUAGCAUGUCCAAAAUGCCCCUAUUUGAAUGGGAGCAAAAAACACUGCUUUCAUGUGUGUACCUUUAAAUCAAAUGAGCUACAUCUCCUCACUCCCUUACCGACAGACAGUGAGCGCUUUUGGUUAAAAACAGAUCCGAUUCCUGAGUACAAACUGAGACAGUAGUAUCUUCAGCUGCAUUAGCUCUACAGCAUGCUAACAAACACAUUUAGAAAAGGUAAAUGUUUGGGUAAAAUUUACCAGUCAGCAGCCGUGGGCGGGGCUUUGUUUGUGUGACAUCACAUUAACAAGAAAAUCAAAACAGCAUGUCUAAAUGAGACUUUGGUUUAAUGGGGAUUAAAGAAUGAGUAGGUAGAUUUUUUUCAUUGUAGGGUUGAUGUGUUCACACAAUGCCAACACACAUUUAUCUCCAAACCUUGUAAAAAUGUUUUUUUGCACAAUAUGUGCCCUUUAAAUUGUCUAUAUGGCUAGAUUUGUACAUAAAAUCUGAAAUCAAACUAAACCUGUAUAUAGCUGUUUAAUAUUUAAAUUAUAUUGUUUCAUAGGUCUAAUAAUUGUUGACUGAUCAUUUAGAUCCAUACCUACUAGGGAUGCACAAUAUUAUUGACAUCUCAAUGGCAGAUAAUGACUUAUAGGUUAUUUACGAGCACAUUAGAUAUCGACAAAUAUACAAUAUCAUGCAUCUCUAAUACCUACAGUGGAAAAUUGUCUGUAGUAAAAAUGACUUUAAAACUUUAAAUAGCAGACUUUACGAUGUAUAAUGAACCAAAAUG